GUGUGAGUGAGUUCUGGGUUUGAAAGAUUCCAGUUUCAAAAUUAAUACUGUGAAAAUUAGUUGUCAUGUCAAACUCAAGCUUUAUUGGAUUAAUCAAAAAGAAUUAUCACAGCUUAAUAAAUAUAUUCUCCUCCGAUUCGGACGCGGAGGCAUCUUCGCCGCAGCGUCGUCUGAAUGCAUUCAAUGUGAAAAUCAAUCGAAGAGCCAAAUUCCACACACUACUGUCGCAAAAGGAUACGGUGACCAAGCUGAUACAACUAUAUCGGCAGAAUGAAUGUCUCUGGAAUCCGAAUUGUCCGGACUACAAGAGUUCCGAGUACCAGGAGAAGGUGUGGAAGGAUAUUGCCUCUGCCAUAGAUACAAAUAUGCCGGUUGUGCCCGUCAAACGAAAAGUGCAUGUUCUGCGAGAUCAAUGGGAGGCAGCCAAGGAGGGACCGAUGCCGAAUUUCUUUGAUUAUCCAGACUUUGGUUUUCUCAGCCAGGCGCCCGCUGCGGUCGAAGAGCAGCCGAACAACGACCAGGUGGUGGAAUCAGAUCGCAUGGAUUCAGGAAGUGAGCAAACUAUACAAGCAGAUGAAGCAAUGGCGGUAUUUCCAUCAGAGUAUGUAAUUUCGAACAAGUCUCAGCAUAUUGCGAAUCUUUGCGAGGUAAUUCGAAUUGAUUUGGAGCAAAUACACGAUGAAUUUUUUUUUGAAGCAAAGUGGAAAAUCCUAGAUGUAUUACGAGAUGCGCAGUUAAAGCAGCUGCAAAGGCUGCAGGAGAGUCAAAAACCAAAUUCAGAUGAUGCAGAUUCAACAACUCUAUAGAAACAAAUUAAAUAUAUAUAAAAUAUAAUUU
This is a messenger RNA of Drosophila guanche, 837 nucleotides long. RefSeq lists its product as uncharacterized. Bases 66 to 806 code for a protein of 246 amino acids. The transcript has 2 exons. NCBI's taxonomy places the organism in Eukaryota, Metazoa, Arthropoda, Insecta, Diptera, Drosophilidae. The record is from RefSeq and is a predicted model, not a curated record.